Molecule: messenger RNA, 540 nt
Organism: Phytophthora nicotianae INRA-310
Lineage: Eukaryota; Oomycota; Peronosporomycetes; Peronosporales; Peronosporaceae
Exons: 4
Coding region: 1-540 (179 amino acids)
Biological process (GO): protein transport
Molecular function (GO): GTPase activity; GTP binding
Source: RefSeq, a predicted model, not a curated record
AUGGGAGGCAUUCUCCAGAAGAUGUUGCAAGCCUUCUACACCAAGAAGCUCGAGGUCGUGCUCGUGGGUCUUGAGAACAGUGGCAAGACAACGCUGCUGAACGUGAUGGCCAUGGGCCACCCCGUGGAGACAUGUCCAACCAUCGGUCUGAACGUGAAACUCGUGAAAAAAGGAGGCGUACAGAUGAAAUGUUGGGAUAUCGGCGGGCAGGCACAAUACCGAAGCGAAUGGGGCCGCUACACGCGCGGCUGUGACGUCAUUAUAUAUGUGGUGGACGCCAAUGCGUUCGACCAAAUCUCCCUGGCGCGGAAGGAGCUUCACCGUCUACUAGAGGAUCGUGAACUGGCGACGACGCCGCUGCUGGUGCUGGCCAACAAGAUCGAUCUGGAGCCUCACAUCUCCGAGCCGGAGCUCAUUCGCGAGCUGAACCUGGACUACAUCGUGGACAACCCGUGGCUGGUGAUCCCUAUCUCGGCGCUGCGUCUCGUCAACAUCGACCAGGUCAUCCAGUGGCUCAUGAAGCAGUCGGGCAAGGGCUAA